Messenger RNA from Fusarium subglutinans, 1485 nucleotides. RefSeq lists its product as uncharacterized. Bases 1 to 1485 code for a protein of 494 amino acids. The transcript has a single exon. Gene Ontology annotation, molecular function: protein binding. Lineage: Eukaryota; Fungi; Ascomycota; Sordariomycetes; Hypocreales; Nectriaceae. The record is from RefSeq and is a predicted model, not a curated record.
AUGCCUAGUCACUUUCUCGAGAACCUACCACCUGAAGUACUGUUCAGCAUUUCGGAUUAUCUUGAGCCAGAUGAUCGAAAGAACCUCAGUCUGGCCAAUUCCGGUCUUCGGACCGCGAUGGCGCCAUGUCUCUUCAAGGUCUUACGAGUCGAUUGUCCGCUUGUAGAGGAUCACAUCUUGCCUACCAUAGUCGAUAAAUAUGGAGUGAAUAUUCUGGAAUUGAGACUAAAUGUUACUUUCUACCCGGAGAAGUUGACUGAGACGGCGGAUGAAGAAGAGGAAGAAGAGAGUGAGGAUGAGUCUUCCCAUGUGGAUAUGUCAGAUAAUGAGGAAGGGCAAGACAGUGAAGAAGAGGAUGAGGAGGAAAACGACAGUAACGGUGAUCCCGACAGAGGCUGGUACUGGGAAAACCCUCCCGCAUCAGUCUGGGCCCGAAAAGAAGCAGACACAUCAAUCGUGCAGGAUCUCAUCCGAUCCAAGGGCCUACCGCGUUGCAAGGGCCUGACGAUCUACACCAAUGGCGAAAAGGACUUUGAACUCGACGCGGACUGGGACAACAACGAUAUCGCCAGGAACUACAUUUACUUCUGCUGCGAGCCUGAAACUUGGGAAGACGUCGAGCGAAAGGAACGUAGAUAUUCAUGGCGCGCGGCUUUGCGGGAUAUGUACAGUGAUAUCGCCACGCUUUCGCCAGUCGAUGAGUUUACCAUCUUGAACUUUCUCCCACGAAAGACGACGUUCUGGCAGAAAAAGGAAUGGUCUGAGUUUCUGGGCCGGUUGAAGAAGUUGACGCUCAAUACGUACGGUGGUAAUAACGGCGCUGGUUGGCAGGCUAACACAUUACCCGGCUUUCACGCUUUCUUCAACGAACUGCCGACUAAUGUUCUAGCUCAUGCAAACGCGGUGGAGUACUUCAAACUCAAAACUCACGACGAUGGGUUUCUAGGUGGUGACGGCUCGUUGUACAUACCUCCUGGCUGCAUGCCGGCCCUUCGCUCCUUGCACGUUGAUGGCAUAGCGGUCACAUCCGUGCUGACAGAUUACCUCAAAGCGACUAACGGCACGUUGUCUAGACUCUACAUCACGGAAUGCGUGGCAUUUUCUUCUGAUCCCAAUGGCGACGAAGCACCAAGGUGGGCUGAUUUGUGGAAAGCUGUACGUCAGGCUCUGAAAGCACCUGCGGAAGUUGUCUGUGUGCCGACUAAGGAACGGCCUAUUACGGAAGACGAAGGGGAUUACUAUGGUGAUGAGGUUUACGUGCCGCCGGAUGAUGAGGAUGACAAGAUUAAGAACUGGAGGAGGAGAGUGAAGGAGGAAGAAGGGCUUUGUAUUUGGCCGUAUGGGUGGUUGGAUGAGAAGUAUGGAUCUAUCUUUCCUGAUCAUGAGGUGAACCUUGAGCGUCUUGAGAAUAGGGAGGAUAGCUUGGAGUUUAAGUUGUUGAUGGAGGAGGUGAAGAAGGGAGGCGGUAAAUGUACAGUCUCUUGA